ACGAGACAUAAUGAGAGGAAAUAGUAGGCCGGGGUUCGGUCAUUCACCUGGCACGCUAAAGCAGGUCUAGGUACUCCCGACGUACUCAAUCUACUUUUGAAAUACGGUAUAAAAAGCGGCAAGCAUCCACUCGGAAUGUUGUUACAUCCGAUCAAGAAAGCGUAUCCUCAAAAUGAAAUCAGCUUUUGCUAGCUUGGGAUUAGCCCUUCAAAUUUUGACGUUGGCGUCAUCCAUCAACGGUCUUCUGUUGGGUCCUCAGGUAACGUUAUCCAACGGUGAUACCAUCACCGGUAACUACGAACUCCUCAGCAAUCUUGAAUCCUACUUAGGUAUUCCAUAUGCCGCUCCACCCGUCGGGAAUUUGAGAUUCAAGCCACCCCAGCCGUACACCGGAAGCUUGAACGGUUUCAGUGCCCAGGCUUACGGUCCUUCAUGUCCCCAAAUGAACCCAGAGGCGGACUACACCAAUACCUUGCCAAAAGUGGCGUUGGAAUUGGUAAUGCAAACCCCGUUAUUCAAUGCGAUCAUCCCUCAGUCCGAGGAUUGCUUGUCCCUUAAUGUGUACAGAAAGAGGGGCCUCUCUUCGACCGCCAAGUUGCCAGUAAUGUUCUGGAUUUUCGGCGGUGGGUUCGACCUCGGUGGUACCAACUACUACUUGCCGCAGCAGUUGAUGGCGCAGGGGGCUCUCCAGGGCCAAGACUUCAUCUAUGUCUCAGUCAACUACAGAGUCGCCGCCUUCGGGUUCUUGCCAGGCAAGGAGAUCAAGGCCGAAGGUAGUGGUAAUUCUGGGUUGUUGGAUCAAAGGCUUGCCUUGCAGUGGGUUGCCGACAACAUUGCUUCGUUUGGCGGUGAUCCAAGCAAGGUUACCAUUUUUGGUGAAUCGGCAGGUGCGAUUUCUGUGGGUCACCAGAUGGUUGCAAACUACGGUGACAACACUUACAAGGGCAAGCCAUUGUUCAGAGCUGGUAUCAUGCAAUCCGGGACUGUUGCCCCAAUCCAGGAUAUCGAUUCCAACUACGCCCAAGGUAUCUUUGACUCUGUUGCUGGCUUCGCUGGAUGUGGGAAUGCCACGGAUAAGCUACAGUGCUUGAGAAAUCUCCUGUACACCCAGAUGCAAGCUGCAAGCAACUCCGUUCCCGGUUUCCUUUCCUACCAAUCCUUGCACAUCUCUUACUUGCCAAGACCGGAUGGUGGUUUCAUUCCCUACCACCUGAUGAAGAUGCUUGCUGACGGACACUACGCGCGGAUCCCAUACAUCAUUGGAGACCAAAAUGAUGAAGGGAGUAUUUUCUCUCUCCCUAACUUGAACGUGACCACUGAUGCUGAAAUGCAAGCCUUUAUCCAGUAUUCGUUCCCUAAUAUAACCAGUUCUGAGAUGUCUCAGUUAUUGACCUUAUACCCGCAUGACAUUACACAGGGUUCUCCCUUUGGAACUGGUAUACUCAAUGCUUUGACGCCUCAGAACAAGAGAAUGGCUGCUUUGAUGGGAGACAUCGUGUUCCAGGCUCCAAGAAGAUUUAUGUUAAAUCGCACUCCGGACGUUACCAGCUACACCUACUUGUCUCAGCAAUUACAAGGCCUCCCAAUCCUCGGCACGUUCCACGCCAACGACCUUAUCUGGCAAUAUUUUGUCACUGCAUCUGGGUCCUUGAUUUAUCGAAAUGCGUUUAUUGCGUUUGCCAGUACCUUGAACCCUAACAGCGGUGGGUUGUUUACCUUGACCAACUGGCCGAAGUACCAGAACACCAACUCAUUGGCCAACAACAUGAUGUAUAUUAAUAGUUUGGGUAUUUCCACCGGAAAGGAUAACUACAGACAAGCGCAGAUGAGCUUCCUCAACAAUAACUAUUUGGACAUUUCCACUUAGAGGAAUUUUAUGUUUCAGUGCGUUGACAUUGAAAGGGGAUUAAUGGUAUAAUAAAAGAUUAGGCUAAUGAUUU
Molecule: messenger RNA, 1940 nt
Organism: Babjeviella inositovora NRRL Y-12698
Lineage: Eukaryota; Fungi; Ascomycota; Pichiomycetes; Serinales
Exons: 1
Coding region: 173-1867 (564 amino acids)
Source: RefSeq, a predicted model, not a curated record